GUCACACAUAGAUCCCUGUAUUUCCAUGCCUCGGAGGCUCGGAAGAAAGAAGGGGAAGGCAAGAAAGAAGGGGAAGGGAGAAGGAAGAGGCACACGGCCCAGAUCGCCUCCACAGAAGAAAAUCCGGCGCGCGAGCCCGUAGCCGUACGCACCCACGCACGGCGGGCCGACGGGGUACCCUCCAAGCGGUCCUCGAGGGCGCCUGGCGAACCCGUCCGGCGGCGCCCUUCCCCGGUCGUUUCUGGCCCCUCUCCCGUUCUUCUCCACCAUCUCCAUGGCCGCGGGGAGCGGGCCGUGCUUGCUCGCCGUGGCGCUUCUCGCCGCCGCUUGGAUCUCCGACGCUUCGUCAUCGAAUGGGCAGGCACACGGCAGCCAGCAAUAUGUCAAUUGCAUGCCUUGCUCUAGGACAUACGUUGCUGAUGCACAUGUGGGUUCCUUGGCGAGACAGCUUUCUCAACAUCGUGACUUGACCGAAGUACCUGAUACCGCUGACUUGUGUAAAGGACUUGCUGAUGAACUUGAUGUGCCUGCGCUUUCAGAAGUGCAUCGUCAGCUGGUGGGUGAAGGUUCCCACCGCCGCUUAAUCUAUUCUGUUAAAUUUGGUAACUCCAAAGAUGGUAUGGUACAAUUCCUUGAUGGUUACGAUGCCAGUCUGGUGUUAAUUGAAAAGCUCCCAAGAGGUGUAUUCGCCGACCCAUUUGAGCUGCAGCACUUUGUUGAGCGGAAAGUUUUUCUUGAUGUUGCUGUUUUUGGAGACACAAACCUUGAACUGCCCUCUGCCCUGUCCAACUGGUCAGCUGUUGAGAUUCAUUUUGAUCUCAAGCCAAGCACAUCAAUGGGCUAUAACCUUGUAAUAGAGCUUCCUCUCCAUGCUAGAUAUCCACCUCUUGAUGCCAGCGAUUAUGCAACGGUUGAGUUUGGCAGCCCAGACCUGCUCCUACGUUACAGGAGAAAGGAAACCCAUCCUGAUUCCUGUGUGUGUGUCCUCCAGAAUCUCGACGCCACGCCCGUGGAGAAAGCCGCAUGGCGCAUACCCUGUGGCGACAAAGCGCACACAGGAUUUGUAUCUAGCCUCACUUUCAUUUCGGCUCUGGUUUGCUCCAUGUCCAUAGUCCUAGCAGCUUCCCUGACUCCUUGAUGCAAGUACUGGAAACGGAGGACAUGAUGCAUUGGUAUGGUCGACAGAAUGUGACUUUUUGUCGCAAGGCUUAUACGCACAAUUUCGCGCACACUUUUGCGUGUCAUUUGCAAAAAAAAGGAGCUGAUCCGGAUCCGAAGCUACAUUGUUCUAUUAUAUCAUCAUCUUUGAGGAAGCCGAGUACAAGCAGGGGAAAAGAGCAUCAGUUGCAUGCUUGAUGCGAACCUCUCCUGUUGUCACUGCACGCUUAACUGACUGGCAGAAGAAGGGGAUCAUCCAAGAAGAAGAAAAAAAGAGGGAGGUGUUCCAUGGCCUCUGUCUGACAUAAUGGAUCCGCUGGACGUCUCCGCACUUCACCUGAUCACCUCCCUUAUUUUACCUGUUCAAACUGCAGAGGGCUUUUCUUCUUAUUAUCAUUAUAAAGGGAAUUCUAUGAUUUUUGUCCAAGCGAUUUUCCGAUAGAGAUAGUUUGAUUUUUAGCAUUUCGCCUACCGGCCAUUUUUCACCUAAUUCCACUUUUUUUUUAAAAGAAGUUCCAUGGAUUGUAAUCUUCAGCCAAAGAAGAAAAAUAAACAGGUGAUUUCCUAUAUUGUUUCUUUGGUGCAAUCAAUUGCACCUUACAUCA
Hordeum vulgare subsp. vulgare (domesticated barley) is the source of this 1763-nucleotide messenger RNA. RefSeq names its product phosphatidylinositol-glycan biosynthesis class X protein. The transcript is spliced from 4 exons. The record is from RefSeq and is a predicted model, not a curated record. Gene Ontology annotation, biological process: GPI anchor biosynthetic process. Bases 275 to 1138 code for a protein of 287 amino acids. Gene Ontology annotation, cellular component: endoplasmic reticulum membrane. NCBI's taxonomy places the organism in Eukaryota, Viridiplantae, Streptophyta, Magnoliopsida, Poales, Poaceae.